This is a messenger RNA of Vigna unguiculata (cowpea), 1655 nucleotides long. Its product is annotated as receptor-interacting protein. Lineage: Eukaryota; Viridiplantae; Streptophyta; Magnoliopsida; Fabales; Fabaceae. The record is from RefSeq and is a predicted model, not a curated record.
AUAAGUGUGGGGGCGUUGUAAUGUUUUAGCCCCAAAUGCCCAAUCCAAAACUUGACACUGAACUGAACUCUCAUAUUCUGUUUCCUUUCUGCACCUUCCCACAACACUCUUCAUCCUCUUAGUUCUCUCACAAAAACUAAACCAACACUAAUGAUUUCUCUGCUACCCUGUAACACUUUUCUUCAAACAACCUUUGUCUUCAACCCUUCAAAGCUUCCAAGCACUACCCAAACCCAUGCAUGCUUUAUUCCACAAACCAAAACACUGCACAGAAGAACACAAGUGAAAUGCAGCGCAGGAGAAAACCAGGGUGAGAAGCGUGCGUUUUUGUCACUGGAAGAAGCUGGUUUGGUCGAGUUAUCAGGCUUGAGUACACAUGAACGUUUUCUAUGCCGUUUAACGAUAUCAUCCCUGAACUUGCUAAGAGUGAUAUCAGAGCAAGAAGGGUGUCCAAUCGAGGAGCUCAAUGCCGCCAAGGUUUGUGAUUGGUUCCUCAAAGAUAAGCUCAAAAGAGAACAGAACAUAGGCUCUGCGGUUCUUCAAUGGGAUGAUUCCGAGUUCCAAUUUUAAUUAUUUAAUACUCUUUCCCUUCUUAAGUCACGACUUUGAUUGGAUUAUGCAAAUCGAGAAAAGGGUGCGAAUGUUUUUUAGAUAUUCAAUUCUGAUAUUCUCAUGGUAAAAUGAUUCGGAAUAUGUUUUUGCAUGUCGCUCAAAUAUGUUCUUCUGUUUUUUCUCCUCUUCAUAGUUAUUAGAUUACAAUUUCAACCAGUGCUAUUUUUGAAGGAGUUUCCUAGUUGACAUCGUUGGCUUCCAAAAUCUAAUGAUUCGUAUUUCUUUGACAUGACUUUAAUGAACCUGAUUCAUUAUUCUGUAGGGAUAUCUUAAUUGGAAAAUGCUAUGAAGACAUAGCACACUUCCAGAUUGUGUUGAACAAAGAAAGACCAAGAUCAUAACACUUCAAAUUGGACUCAAAAUAGCAUUAGAAACAUAGCUUGUAUGUGCAUGUUUCUAGUUUUCUGGUGUUUUCGUAUGAUUAAUGACAAUACUACUACACAUUUAACUGUGUGUGCAUGUGUUUAAUGACAAUUUUAAUUUAAGAAUUAGGUGUACGGGCAUGUUUUGUUAAGAAUCCAAAUGAGUCGGAAGGCUCUUAUUAGCUAAAAAUAGUAAGAUGAAUAAUCUAUAAGCAGAAAAAUCAAUAAAUCUAUUAUUUUAAAAAUUUUGAAUCGAAUCUUAUUCUGUGUUUGAUUACUUAGUGUAUUCAUGAGCCUAUAUGUUUCUAGUUAUUUGGUAUCUUGGUUCAAUGAAAUGUUCUAUCAGAUGUAACUGUAUGUGCAUGUUUAUAGAUUUUAGUCUUGUUGAUAUGUUCAAUAACAAUGCUUUUAGUUUAUUAGUGUUGAGAGAUAGAUGAGAAGGGUAAGAUUUUAUUCUAUUCAUCAAGCGGAUUCUGUUACAUUAGUAUUUCUUUGUUUCAUAAUACAUUUUGUUGUUCUUUCCUACGUGUUUUGUGUUCUUUCUAAGUUAUGUUUUGUUUUGCUGGGAUGUUGGUUUAACCACUUUUCUUGAUAUAUCUUUCUUUCAUCUCCUUGGUGUAUCUCCUUCUGAUUCUUCUUUUAUCUUCUAUUAUAAAUGAAUGAAAAAUGGAGUUGGUUAAA